UUGAAACAAGAUGGCGGUCCUCGCACCGCUGUGUGUGGGGAUGUCACCCUCAGCCUUCCUGGGCUUCGGGCGUCUGUUUACGGAGCGUUAUUGUUCCGGGAGCCCGCUGAGAUGUUUGACGCAGAUCUGCAAACGAGGUUACUCCGUCAAAGUCCGGCAGGAGGUGGAGGAGGAGGAGGGUGCUGGUGCGGGCGCCGCCGGGGGCUUCUCCGGGCCUAUGGAUCACUACAGCGGGCUGAUCAGGGACGGGACGCUGCGGGAGGACGAGCACCAGAGAGCGGUGAUGCGGAGACUGGACGAGCUGCACAAAACACUGAGAGGAUACAGCAACACUCCCACAUCCAUCUUCUCCAAGUUUUUCCCAAAACCCAAACCUCCACAGGGCUUCUACAUCUUUGGUGACGUCGGCACGGGAAAAACAAUGGUCAUGGACAUGUUUUAUUCAUAUGUGGAGACGGAAAAGAAAAAGCGGGUUCAUUUCCAUGGCUUUAUGUUGGAUGUGCAUAAAAGGAUCCAUCGAUUAAAGCAGAGUAUGCCAAAGAGGAAAGCAGGUAAAAUGGCCAAAUCCUAUGACCCAAUUGCUCCAGUUGCUGAGGAGAUCAGUGAGGAGGCUUGUGUUUUGUGCUUUGAUGAGUUUCAGGUCACUGAUAUCGCCGAUGCCAUGAUUCUGAAGCAGCUUUUUGAGAAUCUAUUUCUGAACGGAGUUGUUGUUGUGGCAACUUCCAAUCGUCCUCCUGAAGAUUUGUAUAAGAAUGGGCUGCAGAGAGUCAACUUUGUGCCUUUUAUUGCCGUGUUGCAGAAAUAUUGCGAAACUCUUCGGCUGGAUUCUGGGAUCGAUUACCGCAGAAGAAACAGACCCUCCGCUGGAAAACUCUACUUCCUCUCAAGUGAACCUGACGUAGAAGCGACUCUAGACAAGAUGUUUGAUGAGCUGGCUUUCAAGCAGAAUGACAUUACACGACCGAGAGUGAUGAAUGUCCUCAACAGAAAUGUGCGUCUGAACAAAGCUUGUGGUACCAUUGCCGACUGUACGUUUGAGGAGCUCUGUGAUAGGCCUUUAGGGGCCAGUGACUACCUCGAGAUAUCCAGGCUGUUCGACACCCUCUUUAUCCGUCACAUUCCUCUGCUCACGCUGAACAAAAAAACUCAAGCCAGGCGACUCAUUACGCUCGUGGACGCUCUUUACGACCACAAGGUGCGGGUGGUGAUUCUCGCCGACCACCCUCUGGAGGACCUUUUUGUGCUCGACGGGGAUCGCGGUCAUGAUGAGAGCCACAUUCUCAUGGACGAUCUGGGGCUGAAAAGGGACGAGGCCAGCAGCCUGUCCAUAUUCAGCGGAGAAGAGGAAAGGUUUGCCUUCCAGAGGACGGUGUCUCGGCUCACAGAGAUGCAGACAGAAGAAUAUUGGCUGGAAGGCGACAGAAGCACAAAGUCGCAGGUUUAACAUUUGAGGAAAGUCGACCACGUUACACAAAGUCCAGCCUUCACACGCUGUUCUCCUCCGGACACUACUCCUUCUCUUCCAGCACAAACCCAGUGGUACCGCUGAACAGUGUGCGUGCAAAUGUUGUACAGAAGAUAUUUAUCGAUAUUUUAAGGUCUUUUAUCACUUGAAUGCGACAUUGCACUUACAGACAGUGUUCUAGAUGAGCCUCUGGGUGUCAUAUUGCUUUUAACUCCAUCUCAAACAGUGGUCCAACUGUAUUUAUUUUUAUAAAUAUUGGCGAAGAGGCCGGAUGACUUUUGGAAAUGGAUUUCCAAUUGACUUUUAUGUUAAUUUAAGUUUUAAGGGACAUUAAUGAAUCUCCAUCGUGGGUUGUGUAUGAAUCUCACACAAGUCUAAAUACAGUGGCAACAGAUUGGUCUUAAAAUAUUUUAGGCUGAGUGUUUAUUUCUGAUGAUUUAUGUGGACGGUGCUUUUGAAAUGUCACACGUGUACUGAACAAAGACAUGAAAAGAAACAAAUUGUACACAGGAAGUGUUUUUAAUUUUCAUAUUAUGCGUAUUAUUUAUGCAAAUGUCUUCAUAAAUGAAACUAAUAAGGGUUAAGGUGUGGGUGUGUUGCUGAUUUACAUGAAUCUUUUAUGUGCUUUACAAACACGAAGACGUGUGGGAUGUGAAAGUGAGGGAAAAAAACUUCAAAGUUUAUCUCCUGUACAAACUAAAGUGUUUUCGCUACAGACAAACGGUUAGUGGUAUUUAAAAUGUCUUUUAUUUACUGGAACCUGAUGUUAUUUUUGCAAAAAACCUGAAUCUUAUAUGAAUCAUACAAUUCUGGGAUGUUUAACCUUGAAACUUCUUCAGUCCACUUUAACACAAACUUGUUUCAAGCACCCAGCACAAAUGUUUCAUUCUGAGUUUCUUUCAAAUGUGGAUUUUCAUUCUUUCAAAUCUUUGUUGAAAAGUAAGUUUGUGUUCUUGCAACAUCCAGUUUGUCCUAAAAACCAAACCAGUCAUGCUGGCAUGACAACGACAGCAAGAACAACAAACAACACCCAGCAGCACUGUAAACAAUAUCUGAAGAGUGAAAUCAAGUCAAAUUCUUUUGGUUCAAUUAAUCAAGUGACUCAUAUUUAUCUCCACGCUGGCAAAACAGUGAGUAAUACCAAACACAUCAAUCAUUUUUUUUAUUUAACUUAAUAGUUAAUUAAAAAAGUUUCAAAGUUAAAA
Molecule: messenger RNA, 2670 nt
Organism: Pleuronectes platessa (European plaice)
Lineage: Eukaryota; Metazoa; Chordata; Actinopteri; Pleuronectiformes; Pleuronectidae
Gene: afg1la
Product: AFG1 like ATPase a
Exons: 13
Coding region: 11-1444 (477 amino acids)
Cellular component (GO): mitochondrion; cytoplasm
Molecular function (GO): ATP hydrolysis activity; ATP binding
Source: RefSeq, a predicted model, not a curated record